This is a messenger RNA of Sorex araneus (European shrew), 934 nucleotides long. It is a transcript of the gene LTC4S, whose product is annotated as leukotriene C4 synthase. Bases 427 to 882 code for a protein of 151 amino acids. Gene Ontology annotation, molecular function: glutathione peroxidase activity; leukotriene-C4 synthase activity; enzyme activator activity. Gene Ontology annotation, biological process: leukotriene biosynthetic process. The transcript has 5 exons. NCBI's taxonomy places the organism in Eukaryota, Metazoa, Chordata, Mammalia, Eulipotyphla, Soricidae. The record is from RefSeq and is a predicted model, not a curated record. Gene Ontology annotation, cellular component: endoplasmic reticulum; membrane; nuclear envelope.
CAGGGGGCAGAGGGGCCGUGACGUGCGCCCGCCCUGAGGUGCAGCCCAGUACAGCCCCUGGACACGACUGACCCCAGCAGCAUGUGUCUCGGGGCUGCCCGCGGUCUGGGAGUCACUGGGGCACCCUCCCCCGAAUUACAAUAGUGACCGGAGAGAGAAGCGACGGGCAGCCUGGCCUUGCGUGCGCUAGCCGGUGCUCUGUCCCUGGCGUGCGCAGGGUCCCCGGCCCGGCCAGGGUUGGUCCCUGACCACUGAGACGGAGCAGAGAGGAAGUGGCCAGCUCUAGGCUCCGGGCCAGCUGCCCCUCAGUCCCGCCCCCAGCCUCGCCCUGCUGCAUAUCCAAGAAGGGGCCGGGCCGUCAGUGACCGUCCACUCCCCGCGUCCUGCUGAUAAACGCGCCUGCACCGUCCUGCCCGCCCCGCAGCCAUGGACCGCGACGACAUCGCCCUUCUGGCCACUGUCACCGUCCUGGGCGUCCUGCUACAGGCCUACUUCUCCCUGCAGGUGAUCUCGGCCCGCAGGAGGUUCGGCGUGCAGCCCCCGCUGACCAGCGGCCCGCCCGAGUUCCAGCGCAUCUUCAGGGCGCAGGUCAACUGCAGCGAGUACUUCCCGCUGUUCCUCGCCGUCCUCUGGGUCGCCGGCGUCUUCUUCCACCAAGGCGCGGCGGCGCUGUGCGGCCUCUGCUACCUGUUCCUGCGCCUCCGCUACUUCAAUGGCUACGCGCGCUCAGAGCUGCAGAGGCUGCCCCCGCUGUACGCGAGCGCGCGCGCGCUCUGGCUGCUCGUGGCGCUGGCCGCACUGGGCCUGCUCGUCCACUUCCUGCCCACGGCCUGGCGCUCCGCGCUUCUCGGACGGCUCCACGUGCUGCUGCCUCGCGCCUGAGUUGAGGACGCCGGGUCGGCAGAGCUGGGAGAAGAGGGGACCCUCCCGAGGA